UGAAGACAGAUCAGAGACUGGUAGCUAUUCUUAGCACUAUUCUUGUCUGCACCGACCGAGCAGUCCCCGAUCUGUCUUCGUCUUGUAAUGGAAAUAAUUGAAUCCUAUCCGGUAAGAAAGUGUGGACAAGGUAAUGAGGCGAACAAUUGCAUUUAUUUUUAGAUUAUAUCAGCAGUUUAUUUGUGGCUAUUAGUUUGGUUUCAAUCUCUCCUAUUCUGUUAAACUUGGGUUAAUUAGAAUUGUGAGAAGUUGUGUGAGAAACGCAGUUGCGUUCGAAUGCAAUGUCGCUAAACAACACAAGCAGCAGAGAGGUGACGCAGCGCCUGUACUAGGAGGGAUUGAACUCAACGCAGAGUCUACAUGGACGUGGACCGUUGGGCGGGCUACAUAUGCAGACCCUUUGCACUUAUGGGACUCCAACUCCGGGUCACUUGCAGACUUCGUUACUCAUUUCACUUUCAAUAUCAACGCUGCUGGCCAAAACCAUAGUGACGGGUUUGCGUUUUUCCUUGCUCCUGUUGGUGUCCCAAUUCCGCUUAACUCGGGUGGGGGUUUUCUCGGAUUAUUCAACAGCACCACCAUGUCAGACAACAAAAUUGCUUCCGUCGAGUUCGAUACCUACUCAAACAGUUACUGGGAUCCAGCCGGACCGCAUGUUGGGAUCAAUAUCGAUAAAAUCGCUUCUGCUGUUCAGCCUAGUUGGAACUUUAGCAGCGAUUAUAAUAAGAAGAAUGUGAAUGUGUGGAUAACUUACAAUGCUACCACUAAAAACCUCAGUGUGUUCUGGACAAACAAGGAAAACCCUGUUUUCGUAGGCAAUUCUUCUCUUUCUUACGUUGUUGACUUACGCAAGUGCCUUCCCGAUUUGGUUACAAUUGGUUUUUCAGCUGCUACAGGACAAUACCCCGAGCGGCACACGAUAUACUCAUGGGAUUUCAAUUCAAGUUUGGAUCCUACGCAUGAGAAAAACAGGAAACACAAGUGGAAAGGAAACGAGAAAUGGUUGAUAGCGGUCUUUGCGGCUUCCUUCUUGAUUGUGGCGAUUGGCGUGGCGGCCUUAUGUUGUUUGGUUAAAAGGAUUGGAUCGUUUGCGAACAGAAAUCACAGCUCCAAUGGAUUGCACUCUAUAAGUGCGAAGCUUGAGAGACUAGCUGUCCCAAAAAGGUUUUCUUACCAAGAAUUAGUCGUGGCCACUAAUGACUUCGCGAAAGAAAGAAGGCUAGGCCAGGGAGGGUCAGGACAAGUUUAUAAAGGGAUCUUACAAGAUCUUGGCUGCCUAGUUGCUGUUAAGAGAAUCUUGACAGAAUCCGAGCGCUAUGAGAAAAUCUUCAUCAAUGAAGUGAAGAUAAUAAGCCACUUAUUUCAUCGAAAUCUGGUCCAGUUCAUUGGAUGGUGUCACAAGAAUGGAGAAUGCUUGCUUGUUUAUGCAUACAUGUCCAACGGCAGCCUUGACACGCACCUGUUUGGUUCUCGAGUAACUCUGCAAUGGGAAUCCCGGUACAAGAUAGCUUUAGGGUUGGCCUCGGCACUUCAUUACCUACACGAAGAAGCAGAGCAAUGUGUCCUUCACAGGGAUAUCAAAUCAGCUAACGUACUGUUGGACAAUAAUUUCAGCACUAAGCUUGGUGAUUUUGGUAUUGCGAAGCUCGUGGAUCCGCGAUUCAGGAGUCAGACAACAGGGGUAGUAGGGACUUUCGGAUACAUGGCCCCAGAAUAUGCAAGUGGAGGGAGGGCCAGCAAAGAAUCAGACAUUUACAGUUUGGGAGUUGUAGCCUUGGAAAUUGCAUGUGGAAGGAGGACUUACCAAGAUGGAGAGUAUCAUGUGCCACUUUUCCGGUGGGUUUGGCAGCUCUACCUUGCCGGAAAUCUUCUCCACGUAGCCGAUGAGAGAUUAAAUUUGAACUUUGAUAGAAAUGAAAUGGAAUGUUUGCUAUUUGUGGGGUUAUGGUGCACCCACCCCAGGAAAACGGAAAGACCAAAAGCAGGGCAGGUGAUAAAGGUUCUUCAGCUCGAAGCGCCGCUGCCAGAACUUCCACCAGACAUGCAUGACCAUUAUCCACUGCCUCAACCUCAACAAGAAGCUGAUUCAGCCUCUCACAUAUCUUUAACUUCUAGCUUGGAUGGUCGUUGAAGUAGUACUGCCUUACUCAUGCUACAAGAUUGUAUGAUUUCAGAUAUAAAAUCUGAUUUAGUAUCUUUAUUUCUUGUUGCUAGUUAAUCCUUCUUGUUAGUUCGACAUGCUUUCACAUAAGGGGACCAUGUAAUCUGUUAGCGAAAUAACAAACUGCAUCAGCAAUUUAAGGACAAUA
Molecule: messenger RNA, 2309 nt
Organism: Malus domestica (apple)
Lineage: Eukaryota; Viridiplantae; Streptophyta; Magnoliopsida; Rosales; Rosaceae
Source: RefSeq, a predicted model, not a curated record